AUGCAGCAGCAUUUUCUACUCAGCUAUCUCCGACGACCUAGCCGUCGUUACCAUACUUUCAAUGACACCGCCGCCGCUGCAACUUCCUCCGUCGUUACCUCCAUCAACUGGGUCCGGGACCGGGCACUCGAUCACGCCGUCGAGAAAGAAAGAGACCUCAAACCCAUGCUUAACGUAAAAAACCUCUUAACUUCCGAGCCAUCAAAGUCUCUUCCUAUCUCCGUAAUCUCCGACAAAAGAGCUUCAUUAGGUAUACCCGUCCGCCCUAUUGAUUUUAUUCGAAAAUACCCUUCUGUAUUCCAAGAAUUCCUUCCAGGUGGUUUAGGAAUCCACCCUCACGUCAAGUUAACCCCAGAAAUCCUCACCCUUGACGCCGAAGAACAGCUUCUUUUCCAGAGUGAGAUUCAAAAACAAGAUGUAGCCAAUCGCCUUUUGAAGCUACUGAUGAUAGCUAGAAUCAACAAACUCCCUCUUUGUGUCAUUGAUCGCUUAAAAUGGGAUCUGGGUUUGCCUCAUGAUUACACCCAAAGUGUUGUUCCUCAGUUUCCCGACUACUUUCAAGUCGCUAGUAAUGGAAACGAACUUGAAUUGGUUUGUUGGAGUGAUGAAGUAGCAGUAUCUGUGAUGGAAAAGAAGUCAAUGACUUCAUUUCCUUUGCAAUAUUCUCGUGGAUUCGAGGUGGAUAAGAAAUUUAAGAAAUGGGUUGAUGGGUGGCAGAAGUUGCCAUACAUUUCCCCUUAUAAGAAUGCACUGGAUUUGCAGGCAAAGAGCGAUGAAUCUGAUAAAUGGACUGUUGCUGUAUUGCAUGAGCUUCUUCACCUUUUGGUACCCAAGAGAACCGACAAGGAUAAUCUACUGUUUCUUGGUGAAUAUUUGGGUGUUCGAUCAAGAUUUAAGAGGGCAUUGCUUCAACACCCUGGGAUCUUCUAUGUUUCUAGUAAAUUGAACACACAUACAGUGGUUUUGAGAGAGGCUUAUAAGAGGGAUUUGUUAGUUUCGAAGCCUCAACAUCCAUUGAUGAUUUUGAGGUCUAACUAUAUUCAUUUGAUGAACAUGGUGAUGGUAAACAAAUCUAAGAACACCAAUCAAGCUGUUAGACCGAAAAAAGACAAGACUACACAAGAUUCGAAUGAAGGAGAAGAUAACGAAUGGAGUGAUACUGCAAGCGAGCAGGAAGGGGAUGAAAUGGUGUCUUCCUUAUCAGGUUCUGAAUCUGAAGGUGUUACUGAUGGUGAUUCUAUGGAAGGAGACAGAUUGGUUGUUAAUGGAAGAACACCCACCAAGAAAACGAAAUUUGAAGGGCAGGUUCCUUUGAAGCAAACUGGAAACAUUUCGGUUCAAAAGGGAAGGAAGCAUAUAAGUACUGAUGAUUCUGAUCAAGAAAAUGGGAAUAGAAAGAUUAGAGGAAGAACAAUGAAGUUUAACCAUAAUGAUUCGCCUAGAAGAAACACUCCAAAUGCAAGAAGCAGCGAGAACGAUGGUAGGAGAAGAGGUAAAGGAAAAACUAGAAAGAACAUGUUCGAUGAAAAGAUGAAUUCAGAAACCAAUCAGAUGUCUGAUAGAAGAGGCAGAGGAACAAGUAGGAAGAACAUGCUUGAUGAGAAGACGAAUUUAGAAACCAAUAUGAUGUCUGAAAGAAGAGGCACAAGGGAAACAAACCGUUCAAGAUUUCUUGGAACAGAGGUUCCAGCUGCUCAAAAAGCUCGUGGCAGAUCAUCAGAGAGAUGGGGUGGCUCAAGAACAAGGGAGUCAAGAUUUCAGACUGCAGAUGUUUAAUCUUGUGUGAGUUCUUCUCCAGCUUAGUUAUGUAUUGUUCCCUUGUGCUAAAUUUUGUUUUCAGCCGGAAUCUUUAAUAAUCUUUCAGAACUUGAUUCA
Molecule: messenger RNA, 1875 nt
Organism: Cynara cardunculus var. scolymus (artichoke)
Lineage: Eukaryota; Viridiplantae; Streptophyta; Magnoliopsida; Asterales; Asteraceae
Product: protein WHAT'S THIS FACTOR 1-like
Exons: 1
Coding region: 1-1776 (591 amino acids)
Molecular function (GO): RNA binding
Source: RefSeq, a predicted model, not a curated record